AUGACUGGACAUUUCUGCGUAGAUAUUCAGCAAGAAGGCGAGAGCAACAAAGCAGGUCAAGGGCUAGGUCUGCUCCAUUGGCUCGUCUCAGGCAUCUAUAAUUUGUCAGGAAUGAAGGAAAUAUAUAAGAUGAAGGUGCAGCAUGCACAAGCAGCCGGAAUUCUAAACCUAGUUUGUGAGAAUCUGGUAUAUUUGAAUGAAGUAAAGAAGAAUAUGGUUGGAAAAGCAAUGACAUCUGUAGCUAAAGAAGAGAAUGUUGAGUUUUUGUUGCGAGUAACAAAGGCAAACCCAGAAUUAAUCACGCUAGUCAGUUUUGGCCAGCCAGACUUGCCCAUUUUCUUUGACGCUGUUGAAUAUCGUAGAGCUGAGAUUUUCAACCUCCUCUGUGGUUUUCGCUUUAAGAAUGUGGUGGCGACAUUAGUUGAUUUGGAGAACUCAAAUACCUUGCUGCAUGUGGCAGCUAUGUUGGCCCCUUCUUCCUACCUUAAUCGGAUCCCUGGUGCCACAUUGCAGAUGCAAAGGGAAAUCCAAUGGUUCAAGGCCGUCGACAGUGUGGUGGAUGCAGGAACUAGGCUAUCCGUAAACACGAACAUGUUGAACCCUCUAGAAUAUUUCAAAGAAAACCACAAAGAACUUAGGGCUCAAGGAGAAAAAUGGAUGAAAGAAAUAGCAUCUUCAUGUUCAGUUGUUGGCGCACUAAUUAUUACUAUUAUGUUUGCCGGAGCAUUUACGGUUCCAGGAGGAAACAAUCAGAUUUCAGGAUACCCAAUAUUUAUAGAGAAAAAAUUAUUUAAGGUUUUCUUAAUUUCAGAUGCAAUGUCCUUGUUUUCGUCCACUACUUCUAUGCUCACAUUUUUAAGAAUCCUCACCUCAUGCUAUGCAGAAGAAGACUUCCUUUACUCUGUUUUUGAUAAUUCCUUUCAAGAUAUGAUUGAUGACUGUUUAGGUCUUUCUACACUGUUUUUGUCUAUUGCAACUAUGAUGAUUGCCUUUUCAGCAACCAUAAUGAUCAUGUUACAAUAUAACUUAUCACGUUUAUGGGUUACUCUUCCUAUUAUUGUGCUUGCUGGUAUUCCAGUAACCAUCUUUGUACUAUUACAAUUCCCUCUUCUUGUUGAAGUAACUUCUUCCACUUAUGGUCCUGGCAUCUUCAAGAAGGUGGAGAAGUGGCCAUGA
Neltuma alba is the source of this 1176-nucleotide messenger RNA. RefSeq lists its product as uncharacterized. NCBI's taxonomy places the organism in Eukaryota, Viridiplantae, Streptophyta, Magnoliopsida, Fabales, Fabaceae. The record is from RefSeq and is a predicted model, not a curated record. The transcript is spliced from 4 exons. Gene Ontology annotation, cellular component: membrane. Bases 1 to 1176 code for a protein of 391 amino acids.